CGGUGCGUGCGGGCCGCCGCCGCCCGGGGAGGGGAUGGCGGGGCGCUGCUCUCCCUCCCGCCCACACGGCGCGGCGGCGGCGCGGGCGGCAUGUGGGCCGCGGCCCCUCUCCUGCUGCUGCUGCUGCUGCUGCUGCUCCUGCUCCUGCCGCGGCUGUGGCGGCGCGGAGCGGCGCCGCUGGAGCCGGCCGGCCGGGCCGUGCUCAUCACCGGCUGCGACAGCGGCUUCGGGCACCUGCUGGCGCUCCGCCUGCACCGCCUCGGCUUCACGGUCUUCGCCGGCUGCCUGUGCCCCGGCGGCGAGGGGGCGCGGCGCCUGCAGCGGGAGGCCGGCCCCGGUCGCCUGCGCGUCCUGCGGCUCGAUGUCACCCGCGCCCGCGACGUGCUGGCCGCCAAGGAGCUGGUGCUCAGCCACCUGCCCGAGCGAGGUUUCUGGGGGCUUGUCAACAAUGCAGGAAUAUCAACAUUUGGUGAGACAGGGUGGCUGUCUAUGGAGAAAUAUGAAAAAUUUGCAGAUGUGAAUCUCCUUGGGAGCAUCAGGACAACCCUGGCAUUUCUUCCCCUUCUAAGGAAAUACAAGGGCCGUAUUGUUUUCAUGUCCAGCAUUAUCGCCUAUUUUUCUUUGGGAAAUGGCAUUUAUUCUAUGACUAAGGCAGCUAUUGAAAAGUUUUGUGAUGCUCUAAGACUGGAAAUGAAGAAGUUCGGCGUCCAGGUCUGUAUUAUUCAGCCAGGAAAUUAUGCACGCUCUACAAAAAUUCAGCCACCAGUCAGUGCUGAAGAGAUUUGGAAUGAACUCAGCGAAGAGGAAAAGGCAGUUUACAACAAGGAGUACGUUCAAGAACGAGCAAACUUUUUCAACAGCAUUCUCCGAGAAGGAAGCACUAACGGCAACGAAGUUGUAGAUGCUAUGGUAGAUGCUUUAAUGUCUCCUGCACCCAAGGCACGUUACAUGGUAGCGAAGCUGAAGGAAAAAGCACUGGUGUUUGUGUGUGCUUUAUUCCCGACCGUUGUGAUGGAUUCCGUUUUGUCUUAUGCUCUGAGUAAAGUAAAACUCGCAUAGCCUAUGUUGGUACUACUGUGACUCAGGCGGGGCAGGUUUUUUUAAAUGUGAAAGCCAGGGCUGAAUCUAAUGCCCCCAGAAAUCAGUAUAAUGACAGCAAUUAUCUGAUACAAACUUUGGAGGGUCUCCCUUGUCAGAACUGUCAGUUAUUCAUAGGGAAAAACAUACAGGACUCCAUGUAAAAUGAAUACGUUUGUCUAGGUAACUUUAUUUCUCCCAUGUGGAAAAAAAAUAUGGCCACUUGGGCUGCUUUAGGUAUCACCUAGAAAAUUUAAUGCAGCUUUUCCUGAUAUUGGGUUACUGUGUUACAGGCAUGAUGGAGACAAAAUGGAGCAUAUCCUCGAGGGCAACAGCCCACCUGAAAUCAUUACAGCACAGAGGAAGAUACCUUAUUUGUAGGAACCUGAAUAGUAAUGUAUUAGGGGUGAUGGGAAAAGGUUAAUGGAAAAGUUAGGAAUGAGCAACAGACCUUGAAAUACUUUGAAUGAAGUUAAGUGACUGUGGAAAGGUAGGAAGUGCCGAAUAAUAAAGUUGUAAUAUGGAAAUAGUGUCUUCACUAACUACAGUUCAGUACUUUGUCAGGUAUUCUAUAUAAAUCUGUGACAAAGACAAUAUUUCAUGGACUUCGAAAAAGAAGUAGCAUAUUCCAUUUAUGAAUGAAUAUUCAAUCCUAAAUAAAAUCUA
Messenger RNA from Falco peregrinus (peregrine falcon), 1743 nucleotides. RefSeq names its product D-beta-hydroxybutyrate dehydrogenase, mitochondrial-like. The record is from RefSeq and is a predicted model, not a curated record. Lineage: Eukaryota; Metazoa; Chordata; Aves; Falconiformes; Falconidae. The coding region runs from base 91 to 1059 and encodes 322 amino acids. The transcript has 4 exons.